AUGGUGUCUAUUUGGCGGUGCCUCGGUGUUCCUGGGCCUGCGGAUCUGGGUGAAGUUCACCAGAUUACAGGGGCUCUGGCGGUCCUCUUAAUAAACAAUAUCCUGAUAUGCUGGGAAUACGCCAAUGGAUAUGUCAGCCAGACCGGCGAGUGGGACAAACACAUGCACAUCAUCAUUAACAUCACGUCGUGCGGCACGCUUAUCGGGCAGGCAUGGUCCAAGACGGCCUUUGGCGUUACACUGCUACGCAUAAGCAACCAAUGGCAGAAUUACGUCCUGUGGUUUUGCAUAGCCACUAUGAAUAUCUUCAUGAUCCUCAAGUGUAUCCUCCAAUGGGCGAAGGUCUGCGAUGGCGCAGACGACUAUCAGGCGUCGUAUCGGCUCAAUUUCUGCAUUUAUAACAAAUUCCGGAACGGUGUUAAGGAGGGAGGACAGGGUGCGUGGUCAAUCCCUACUUGGGAGAUGGUAUGA
This is a messenger RNA of Penicillium cosmopolitanum, 471 nucleotides long. RefSeq lists its product as uncharacterized. The transcript has 2 exons. The record is from RefSeq and is a predicted model, not a curated record. Lineage: Eukaryota; Fungi; Ascomycota; Eurotiomycetes; Eurotiales; Aspergillaceae. The coding region runs from base 1 to 471 and encodes 156 amino acids.